UAAUGGACAAUUGACCCGUUCACGUCUAACACUAUUUGCGAAAAGGGUCUGCGAUCCGAAUAAUAGUCCCGCUCGAGCCUCCGGCUUUAGAUAUUGUAUACGCAUGCAUAAUCGAGAACGAGAAUCGGACGUCGACACGGAAUUGUGUGUUGGGGUGGGGGGGAUUGUCGUGACGAUAAAACUACACGGCGCUCUCUCUCUGCUAACCAGUACACAUUGAGACGUCGAGAGAGUAACUUGCUGCGACAUGUAAAAUUGGUUCGCGCGGAAGCAAUAACGAAGAAAAAUUGUUAAUAAUCUAUUAACAAACAUCCCCACCAAUCACGAAGAACGUCGAGACACCCUCUGUAGGGUAUUUCAGUCAACGCAACGCGUGUGCGUUCUCGUCAACGUUUUCUCGUUUCUUCCAUUUCAAAGUUAUCGACUCUUCACUACGAAAUCCGACUUCUGUAAUCACGAAGUAACAUUUGAAAUUUCAUCGUCGUCGUGCAAAGUGCUCGUUUUUCGCAGCUGUACGGAGAUACGAAUCGAAUAACAGUGGAAGAAGAUGGAUUGAAGGACUAUCGACUACAGAACUCUCGCGUGCAACUUUUGCUCGUACGUACUGCGUGAAGUGGCUUCGAUUUCUAUGGUGUGAAAGCAGCGUUAUUCGAAAGCAUCUAUUCGUGGCAUCUGUAAACGGUCGCGGGAUCAAUUGAACGAAAGGGGUAACAGUAAAAGCUCUACGCGUGUGAAAGUGAUCCGAUCUGUAUCCGUGUUUGAUAUUAUCGUCGAAUAGGAUAUCAGAGGACACACCUAGACGACGCGUCGAGCUCGUAAGCGUCGAUUGAGGUUAGCUCGCGUCCAAAAGAUAAUCGCAAUUUAAGUGCGUACGUUGGUGCGUAGCGGAGUGACGAUUUUAUUUGUACACAUUGUACGUACUUGCGUGCGUAUUCCGGUGUCAGCCCGAAGGGAAGAAUAAUGUCAAGCAGUGUUUGCCACGCGCCCCUGCCAGCACGAAUGGAAGCGUUCACCACGCGGCUCUGUCUUCGUGCUGCUGACCAAUAUGAGCGGCUUCUGCAAGCUCGCUUCAACAAGAUUUCUUUGGUUCCAGCCAUCGAAGAAAGAGCAAACGCAUGUGAACCAUAACUCCAACCAGAAAGAUCAUCGAAGGCAGAAGGAUGCUUCGUCGAGCAGUACUUACAGCGCUUUUCGUCAAUGGCGAAGGAGCACCUCUAUGGGCUCGAAUCGGUCCAACAGCGUUGGAUCCAGCUCGACCAGGGCUCUCGCCAAGAUUCCCAAUGAUCCAGCGACGAUUCAGAAGAUGGAACAAUUCCCUAUGGUUCUCUCCGAUGCCACCACGCCUGAAGAGGACCUCUCGUUGAAGUUUCUGGCACUGAACGCUUUAGAUCUAACGGCACCAGCCAGUGACGUUCUGUUGAAGAAUAGAUUGAAGUCCUGGUUCCAGUUAUCCGGCCACCCGGAUGGCUUCGCGCCAGCCGGACCCGGCACAGUUUGGAAAAGAAAAACAGGAGGAUCAGAGAAUACAGAGAGGAUCGUUUACGAGGCGCUCAGCAAAGACAAAGAAUUACGAGAUUGCAUACCGAGAUACUACCGAGAAGUAGAGUACAAAGGCGACACGUUCAUCGAGCUGCAGGAUCUGCUUUUCGGGUUCAACGAUCCUCACGUAAUGGACAUCAAGAUGGGGACGAGGACGUUCCUCGAGUCCGAGGUGUCGAAGACGACCGCGAGACCGGAUCUCUAUCAGAAGAUGAUCGCCGUCGAUCCCAACGCCCCAACGAAGCAAGAACACGAGCAACGCGCCGUGACCAAAUUACGGUACAUGCAGUUCCGUGAGCAACAGAGCUCGACUCGUAGCCACGGAUUCCGAAUCGAGGCUAUGAAAUUACCCGGAGCGCCGCCGAUCACCGAUCUGAAGAAAGUGAAGUCCCACCAGGAAGUCCUCGAUACCAUGAAGCUAUUCCUAGGAACUCGCGAGGCAACGCGCGAGAAGCUGCUCGUACGACUGAAGAAUCUUCGCUCGAAAAUCGAAGCGUCCGAGUACUUCAAGACUCACGAAAUAAUUGGUAGUAGUGUCUUCAUGAUCUAUGAUGACGACAAAGUUGGCGCGUGGUUGAUCGACUUCACUAAGACGCAAGAAUUACCGAAUGGACAAAGAGUGACACAUAGAAAGCCGUGGGAACAAGGCAACCAUGAAGAAGGAUUUCUAUUUGGUCUUGAUAUUCUGAUUUCGACAAUAGAAGAAGCUGCCAUUUCGAAGGCAGCGUAGCCUUUGUCGAUUAUAAAUAAUCCUUCCCUGGCCUCAUCGUAAUAACUUCUAAAGUCAUACAUCUUUAUUUA
Molecule: messenger RNA, 2340 nt
Organism: Hylaeus volcanicus
Lineage: Eukaryota; Metazoa; Arthropoda; Insecta; Hymenoptera; Colletidae
Gene: IP3K1
Product: inositol-trisphosphate 3-kinase homolog
Exons: 5
Coding region: 1046-2269 (407 amino acids)
Biological process (GO): inositol phosphate biosynthetic process
Cellular component (GO): cytoplasm; nucleus
Molecular function (GO): inositol tetrakisphosphate kinase activity; inositol-1,4,5-trisphosphate 3-kinase activity
Source: RefSeq, a predicted model, not a curated record